Molecule: messenger RNA, 3384 nt
Organism: Rosa rugosa (rugosa rose)
Lineage: Eukaryota; Viridiplantae; Streptophyta; Magnoliopsida; Rosales; Rosaceae
Exons: 4
Coding region: 16-3384 (1122 amino acids)
Biological process (GO): defense response to other organism
Molecular function (GO): ADP binding
Source: RefSeq, a predicted model, not a curated record
AAGGUCGCAAGGGACAUGCUGAAGCUGAACUUGGACGUUGCCUUGCGCUGUUCAACAUAUAUAGCCACAUGCUUCUUAUCCCCAGCUAAUCACUUUGACUUUAUCUUUCAACCUCAUAAUUCUGCAAAGAUUUCUCAAAUGGCAGUGGGAGAAGUCUUUCUUGCGGCAUUCCUUCAGUUGCUGCUGAACAGGUUAACGCCUCGGGAGAUCCUGGGCUACUUUGGAAGCUUGGGAGGAGUUGGCAAAAAGCUGCAGAAAUUGAGGGAAACACUGUCCGCAGUUGCAGCGGUGCUUUACGACGCAGAGGAUAAGCAGCUGACGAGCAAGGCAGUGGAUCUGUGGCUGAAUGAUCUCAGACACUUGGCUUACGAUAUCGACGAUCUACUCAACACCUUUUCUACAGAGAUGUUAACACGCAAGCAGCUCAAGGUUCACCAAACUGGCACAAGCAAGGUACGAGGCUUCUUUACCAAAGUUCCUCACAAAGUUAAGUUCAAUUUCAAUAUGAAGUCCGAAAUAGACGAGAUUGCUAACCGCUUGCAAGACAUAUUUGACCGGAAAGAGAAACUCGGUUUGAAAUAUAUUGAGCAUGCCUCUACUUCAACAUCAUCAUUGCAAAGGACACCAAGUUCGUGUGUGUUGGAUGGACCUGUGGUUGGGAGAGAUGAAGAAGCAAGAAAAAUAGUGGAGUUGUUGUCCAGAGAUGCAGAUCCUUCUUCUCCCACAAAUUAUGAGGUUGCUGCCAUUGUUGGUAUGGGAGGACUGGGCAAGACAACGCUUGCGGGACAAGUCUUCAAUGAUGUAGCUGCAAUGGAACAAUUUGAUCUCAAGAUCUGGGUUUCAGUAUCCGAUGACUUCGAUCUUCAAAUGGUGACGAGAACUAUUUCUGAAAACGUCACAUCUAGGCCAUGUGAUGAUUUCAGUCGACUUCAAGAUAAUCUGAGCAAGGCGAUAGAUGGUAAAAAGUUUUUGAUUGUUUUAGAUGAUGUCUGGAGCACGUGUGGUUAUGAUUCAUGGACAAAACUGCAAGCUCCCUUCCGUGGGGGAGCUAAGGGAAGUAGGAUACUGGUGACAACACGUGAUGAAAAGGUGGCAGCAUUGAUGGGAGCCCCAGCCGCUGAAGUUUAUUAUUUAAAUACUCUAUCGGAUGAAGGUUGUUUGCAACUAUUUGAACAGCAUGUUAGCAAUGACAGGCCACCAAAUUUUGACUUGCUUAAGAAGAAAAUUAUUACGAAAUGCAAUGGAUUACCAUUGGCUGCAAAAACUCUUGGUGGUGUUUUACGCUGUAAAGAAACUGACAAAUGGGAGGAAAUACUGAAUGACAAGUUAUGGAGUAUAUCAGAUGGGAGUAAUAUACUCCCAGUACUCAGAUUGAGUUAUAAUUAUCUCCCUUCAACUUUGAAGAGGUGCUUUGCCUAUUGCUCAGUACUUCCCAAUAAUUAUGAAUUUGGGAAAAACCAAUUAAUCCUUCUAUGGAUGGCAGAGGGUUUCCUUGAGCAACCAGAAGGAACCAAAGCAAUGGAAGAUAUUGGUGACGAAUAUUUUGGGGAGCUAUUGUCUCGGUCAUUCUUUCAGAAUUCGGGCAAAAACAGUUCAUACUAUGUAAUGCAUGACCUUGUUGGUGAUUUGGCACGAUGGGCUGCUGGAGACACAUUUUGUAGAUUAGAGGAUAAACCGCAUGGUAGAUGUUCUCCAACGACUCGUCAUCUGACUUACAUUUCUGCGGGACUGCGGUACAACCUAACGCGGGAGGAGGAGUGUCGCAUUGCUCGUAUCAGAGGCUGUUGGCGGAACCGUAACCUGCUGGACUUCAGACUUCUGACUGGUUGGGAUUUGCUGGUCGACCAGAAACUUACUCGCUCCAUUGAAACUCCGCCAGGAAAUAAGUCGAGUCGCGACGCUUUCGAAAAAGCAAUGGACCGCGCCGAGGUGGACAACUAUCUGGAGACCAUGUAUGCCGAAGGGCUGGCAGCCCAACAGACGCUGGUGAACCCCGAGACACUGGCGCUGAGCCAGUCAGAAGUUCCGGUAGUGCUGCCAAUGCCACAUCACUCCCAUCUUGGUGAGGAUGGCCUGCCGGUAGUGCAGGCGGGAGUUUCAGUGUGUGGCGGGAAGAAGGGAGGCGCUGCGGCUGGGCAGCAGAAGGAUCGGAUGCCCGCCAAUAGGCGUGGUCCUCAAAAGGAAAAGGCGGUGCCGCCGGCGGAUGCUGUCAUUGCAGCAAGGGAGGAACCGCCGGUGAGGGUGACAAAGACUGCCGCCGGGAACCAGAGGGCGCCGGAGAGAAAACGUCGGCAGGCUGACUCCCCUGACGAGGAAGAGGGGGAGGACGUGGAGGUGAUCAGCUCGCGCCAACAGAAGAGGGCCCGAGGAGCUCCGUCGAAGACUGCUGUGGUGGAGGGAGAAGAGCCCGCCGCCAACGAGCUAGACUCGUUUGCCGAGUACGCACCGUUCAUGACAGGCGGGGAGCGGGAGUUUCUCUUCCACCUAUGCGAACGGCUAGGGUUCGGCGGCCUAGCGGGUAUCUCACGCCCGACAGCAAUUGACCAAUCGCCCUUUAACUUGGCGUUUGGGCAAAUAUCGGCGGGACUGUACGACAUGUUUGCGGCGGCGUCGAAGCAGCCCAUGGUCGAGGGGGAGCUGCGGGAGGAAAUUCAAAGUCUCCAGAGGGAGUUGGCGGAGGCUAAGGAGAAGCUGGCGGAAGCAGAGCGGCGCCUGACGAAGGCAGAGAGUGACCUUGCCGAUGCCCGCGGUAAGCUCCGCGUGGCCAUCGAGCGCGACUUGGAGAGGAAUGACCGCGUCUCCAAGUUGGAGCGGGACGUUGCGUUGCUGGAGGAGCGGAUUGCCGCCAAGGAUAAAAAACUUAUUAUCGUCCAGCGGGAGUCUGCCGCCCGGGUGACGGAGUUGAAGCGGUUAGAAGGUGAGGUUGCUCGUCUGAGAGCUGAAGGGAAUACCGCUGCGGCAGCCGCUGUCGAGGCAUUCAAGCAGUCUGCCGAGUUUAAGAAGGCGAUGACUGAGUCGGCGAAGGCCGGGGCCCUGGCAAACAUAGAUAUGCUGAAGCGGAAGGGUGCCAUCGACUUUGCCAAAGCGUCGCAGCCUGAUGUGCCGCCAACCAGGAGUACGCCGCCGGUGAAAACUGUCGUGGCAGCCCCAGUGGGAGGCGCUCGGUCAGGGAGCGGGGAAAGUGGUGCCCAUCCGGCGGAAGACUCCCAGCAGACUCCCAACCCCACCCCAUCAGAGGUGUCGCGCGCUGGUUUCUUGGCGGCGCACACCCGUGCAGAUGGUACCAUAGAGACCCCGAGCCCGACAGCGCGAGGGUCCGAUCAGACUAGUCGAGCGGUCGUGCCGCCGCCCGCCGGAGCAGAAGAUGCCGAAGAGCACCCCUGA